AUGUCUGGCUUUCGCGCCGUCAACACCACCCUGUCCGUCCCGGAGCCGCCGCCUGGCCACUCGGGCGAGGAGACGACCCCGACCACGCCGCGCCCCAACAAGCUCUUCGGCGCCGACCAGCACCUCCACCACCCCCACGACCAGCGUCACAUCGACGAGCAGUCGGCCAAGACACCCACUCGAGACAGUUUUGGAGGAUUGGCCGGCCAGCGCCCGCUGCCCGCAGACCUGUCGCCCGCCGCUCCCGAGUCGAAGAAGCAGGCCCGCAACAGCACCCUGCGCCGCGGCAACUCUGAAAACUCCACCCGCUCCGGCGACAACCAGGAUGUGGUGAUGGACGACGAGGACGGCCACGCCGCCUCCGAGAACGAGAGCGUCAACAGCGACAACCGGCCGACCAAGAAGAAGAAGGGCCAGCGCUUCUUCUGCACCGACUUUCCUCCCUGUCAGCUGAGUUUUACCAGAAGCGAACAUCUUGCAAGGCACAUCAGAAAGCACACGGGCGAGCGGCCGUUCCAGUGCCACUGCAACCGCCGCUUUUCGCGCUUGGACAAUCUCCGUCAGCAUGCCCAGACUGUCCAUGUAAACGAGGACAUUCCCGGCGAUUCUCUGGCGGCAACCGGCACGAGAUUCCAGCGUCAGAUCCGAACGGACCGUGUUCGCCCUCCCAACGGCCGCUCUCGCGCCUCAACCAUCAGUAGUGGUGGAGGUGCGCACAGCAGAGGUCAUAGCCGGAACCUGUCGGCUUCUAGUAUUGCUUCGACGAGUUCAAAUACGAGCGAUCGUGAUGACGCCCGCCGGCGGCCCGCUCCACUUGCCAUGGCUGGUGAUGGAGCUGCGCGAGCACGGUUGACGCUGGACACAUAUAACCCUGGUGGUCAGUAUUCCACCCUCGGCAGCCAGUCACCAAGUGGAUUCAGUACGCCAACAUCAACAACGUUUUCACCCGCAACAGGUAGCCCAGGUCCUCGAUAUCCAUCCGGCAUGGACUCGCCCGUAUCGACCGCGCAGAGGCCCGUCACGUGGGCCGGCCACGUCCCCGGACGCCGCCUUUCCGUCCCUUCGAACAGCGGAAACCCGUUCCAAGGGCCUCCCGGCACGAACUACCCGCCUCCCUACAUCAGCCCGUUGACAUCGUCCACGCCCUCCAACUACUCCAAUGCCGGGAGCUUCCUCAACAGUCCUACUGGGUCAACUUUCUCCAGCGAUUCCCGGCGCGAGUCUGUCAGCUCUGAUGCUGAUUGGCGCAGGAGAACAUGGCACCCUGGGACAUACUCGGCCCUGACUCCCAGACCGGCCACGAGUGGUUUGAGUUACUACCAGACUCCCGAUGCCCCGCAGCCGUCGUUCUCGUCUCAGCCAGCCGCCAACCAGCCCGCCUCAAGCCAAGUCACUCGUCUCCCGGGAAUAGAGUCGUUCGACCAUGCACCGCCGCCGCCGUCUCUGGCUACCCAACAUCCAUCGAGUCCGAUGCAGGUCGACCAUCCGAAUCGGCCGGCGGCAAUGGAGCCGUCGACGCCGAACGUUCGCGAGCACAGGGGUCAUCACCACCACCACAACUCGCUUGACCUUUCGUUGCAAAGAGGAAUUCACAAGCUGGACAUUACAAACUCAACACCUCCGCGGGAGCCGGCGUCGUGGUUUAGUUUUGGAAGCAGUAGAGACCAAGGGCAAUCCCAAAGACCGACAACCGCUCCGCAUCCAAGCUUCUCGGUGAACCGCGCUGCUCCUCCACCUCCCCUCACUCACCUGAGUCGGCCUUCUACGGGGGGCGAGUCAAGUCAGAGCUCGCAGGAUCCCGCGCAACCGACAACACCGCGCAAGAACAAACGACAGGGAUGGUACAUGGGACCACUUCAGCAUGCCCCCCAACAUCAGCAGCAAAUGCAGCAACACGCGUACAGGAACCAAAGGACUUCUCCGGAGGAUUCCAGCAGCAGCGAGGGUGUGCCCACACCGUCGACGUCAUCACUCGGGGAGUAUUACCCGGUGAUUGUGCAGAACAAUGGAGGAAAUGUGGAGGAGCGACCAUCCAGCAUGCAUAUGGAGGACCCGGCGAAGUUCACCUUUCCCCAGCCUCCCCAAGCGGCGAAUGAGCGUCCGCCGACGCACCCCGGAUAUCACUUUGGAACCCAGCCACCGUAUGCGCACGGACAGACUGCCACGGCGUUUGGUGGACACCAGCAAAGCCAAAACGGCGCCAGCGACAUGAGAAGAUUAGAGGCUCUUGUGGCGGUUGCUACGGGCGAACGGCCUACAAACCGAGCCUCGUAA
Messenger RNA from Diplodia corticola, 2274 nucleotides. Its product is annotated as c2h2 transcription factor. The transcript is spliced from 2 exons. Gene Ontology annotation, molecular function: RNA polymerase II cis-regulatory region sequence-specific DNA binding; DNA-binding transcription factor activity, RNA polymerase II-specific. The record is from RefSeq and is a predicted model, not a curated record. Gene Ontology annotation, biological process: regulation of transcription by RNA polymerase II. Lineage: Eukaryota; Fungi; Ascomycota; Dothideomycetes; Botryosphaeriales; Botryosphaeriaceae. Bases 1 to 2274 code for a protein of 757 amino acids.